This is a messenger RNA of Glossina fuscipes, 3464 nucleotides long. Its product is annotated as HEAT repeat-containing protein 6. The transcript has 2 exons. NCBI's taxonomy places the organism in Eukaryota, Metazoa, Arthropoda, Insecta, Diptera, Glossinidae. The coding region runs from base 100 to 3405 and encodes 1101 amino acids. The record is from RefSeq and is a predicted model, not a curated record.
UGAUAGAGUAAUUUUUUCACACCAGAAAUAAGUUGUCGGCCUCACUUUUUUGAUUUUAUAUAUUUGCAUAUAAGUUAGAACAAAUAUAUUAAUUUUAUAAUGGACAACGUACUUAUUCCCCAAAAUGCCUUUAGUCAGCUAUGCCAAAAUCAACAUAAUCCGGUAGAGCUUGUGGAGAUUAUAAAAAAACUGGACGAAAUAGAAAAAAAUGGAUGUAAAAGCAAGUGGGAACAAUAUCGAAUUGUGUCAGACUUUAUUGAUAUAGUCAUUACUAGCAGUGGAAAUUGUAAAAAUACAGAAGGGAUUGCGCAAAACAUUAUGGAAUGUGUGAAUUGGUUAACACAUCUCCAGCAAGUGCAACUACUACCACAUUUUAAUGGGCCGCAAUUCGGAUGCAUGUUACAUUGGCUUCUGCUACAAAUGGAGACUCAUUGCCUCGAGGACAGCGCAAUUUGUACCGCAUUAGUUGUUUGCUCUAGAAUGUUUGCUGCACAUCAUGAUGAAUGUAGUUCUUAUUUUGAAAAAUUGUUCCAUACCAAAAAUCAGGGAUUUUCGUUAUAUCCAUAUCUUUGCAACAAUCGAGACUAUAGAAUAACCAUUUCAACAAUUCAAUUUCUAGAUUCCAUUCUUAAUGGUCUGAAGGAUGUGCAAUUAACAAGGGAGCAAGAUGAAGUUUGUGUAGAAAUUGCUGAGGUAUUGUUACACUUCUUUUAUUUUGAAGAAAAAUUUGAAGCAGAACAUUUGUCCACAUACAUUUUGUACGCUUUACAAGCACUUCAUAAAAUUGCUGCAUUCUGUAAGGACUUUACUGCCAAGCAUUUAUCUGAAUUGCUUGGUAUUUCGAAAGCGUGCGCAAAUUUUGGUACGGACGUAGGAUUAAAAUUGCCUAUCUCUCAAAAUAUUCACAUGUGUCAACAAGCCUUAUACCAUUUGGUGGAUGAAAAUGAUGUGAACAUAAACAGUGAAAAGGCGCAGGCUAGUGGCGGAAAAACACUAAAAACUCACAAGCCAAGGGCCGUAGCAAAGACUGCACGACCCGGCGAUCGAAAUAUUGCCUUAUGCAGCUCUCAAUCCCCUUCCAUUGGAAAAGGAAUAGGCGUUUUUGAAUCUAUAAGGAAAAGUGAUUCGGAUUUUUCGGAAUUGGAGAACGUUGCAAGUAAAGAAUUUUAUGAGCGUAAUCAAAAAUCUAAGAUACGUUUAUUGGCUAUUACACUUGUGGGUACUGUGGUUCGUAGUGUUGAGCGUAGAAUAGUUUUUGGAUUUUGGCACGCUAUCUUUCCCAGCGGUGUAAGUGAAACGCGAAACGACCUUCUGUACAUCGGUCGCCAUGAUCCAAAUGUGCGAUGUCGCAGUGCGGCCUUACAAGUGUGCUCCCAACUCCUCUAUGGAUCUAAAAGUUUUCUGCACCAGGCUGAAUUUAACGCAAAUCGAUGUCCCUCAACUUUCAUACCGUUUUCUACUGCUUUGGGGUUUACAAUUGUGGCAAUAUAUGAAUGCCUGGCCCGCAUAUUAGCUAUUGAGUCAUCGUUGCCCGUUUUAACUCAAGCCUUAAAAUGUACUGCAGUCUUAGUGCAGGCCACACCAUUGCAACAGUUGGAAAACAAACUGUUAAAGGAAAUGGUGUGUAAAGUUAAACCACUUGUGUUUCAUCGAGAUGUGGCCAUUCAGGUAUCAGCCCUUAUGGUGAUGGAAUUCAUGAUGGCAACACCUAGGAUAACUGUUUGCAUAGCUGAAGCGUUAGGUCUGCCCAAAGAAUUUAUAAAAUUUAGUCCUCCAAAUGACACGCGAAUAGUGGUUACAGUAGAUGAAGAAGUAGAAGGAAAGGAGUUCGCAGAGUUUGAACAUGAAACCAUUGAAAACAAAUUAGAAAGCAAUAAACUUCUUCGAAACAGUGGCAAACAAAAACUGGUACCCAAUAAUAUGUGUAAGGACAAACUGUGGUUACUUCAUCGGAUUUUAGAUAACCUUUAUAAGCACGAUCGCAUCACGGCUACUUCAGUCCGCAUAGAAAGUCUUCAAGUGUUAAUUGCAAUGUGUGGUCACUUUUUUCUAUUCAGCACUCACUUGUCGCAGAUUUGUGAAGCAUUACAGGAAAGCUUGCAUGAUAUUUUGUCGGAUAUACGUUUGUAUGCGGCUCGCUGCAUUGACUCUUGCGUAUAUCAAAUUGGAAGAUAUAUUGAAAUUUUUGGUGCAUCCCAAUCUGUAGUUCAAGAAUUCGAUCAUUUCUGGUCCCGUAUUCUUCCUAAUAUAAUAUCACAUCUACGUAGUGAUAGCAAUGAACUGCCGGCAAUAAAAGUGUGCUUAUGUGAUGUUUUAUCAAAUAUUGGUAUAGUUAUGUUUGAACGCUUUCCUCAUUCGACUCAAAUAAAUUUGUUAACUUUUUUAUCUGGAAUAAGUAGUGAUCCAACGGAAGACACCAUUGUACGGGUAGCUAGCGUAAGAGCAUUGGCUGCGUAUGUACUCUUUCCGUUUCUUCGAAAUGAUUUGGUCUUCGUAGAAAAUACCGCCAAUAUGACAUUAGAUUUAGCGGCAGACUCGAAUUUAUUAGUUCGCAUCAAAGCAUUUUGGUCUUUGGGAAAUAUCAGCGAUGCUCUUAUAGCCAAAGAUUCUGAAACAGCACUACCGCAAGAACGAAUUUCCAAUGAAUUGUUGUAUCGUCUGAUCAAUGAUUCGGUCAACGCUUGUAGCGACAACGAUAAAGUUCGUUGCAAUGCGGUGCGCACACUGGGCAAUCUGUUGUGUUUAUUAAAUGAAUAUCAUUUCAUCGCCACCAACAGUCACCUAAAUUGGCAUCAAUUAUUCGCGGAGGCAGUGGCCAAGUUGUGUGAAUGCAUACGAUCCUCAAGCAAUGCUAAAGUGAAAUGGAACACUUGUUAUGCUGUUAGCAAUUUAGUACGCAAUGCUGAUGCGUUUUCCGUUACUGAAUUGAAGUGGCAAACGACUUUAUAUUCAUCUUUAUGUCAUGUCAUUGUGCACCAUCCCAAUUUUAAGGUCCGCAUAAACGCAACCACCGCCAUUACUAGUAUAAAAGAUCGUUCGCAUUUUGGUACGCAUUUGGACAAUUUUUGGAUUUCACUGCUGGCAGCCAUAGAAAAAUCGCAUAAUUUAGAUAAUUAUCAAGAGUACAACCAUCGUGAUAGCUUGCAGGAGCAGUUGUGUUUGGCUGUAGCACAUAUUGUGCGCUGCUCUUCUAACGAUGAUUUGCCAAUGCUGGAAAAGCAUCUAUUACAAUAUCUAGAUACAAUACGAAAUACUUGGGUACGUGUUAUUAAUCGCAUGGUUCCAGAGAAAGCUGCACCUUUGCUGUCUUGCUCAAUUAUGCUAAAGCAGCUCCUCAAAGAUGGCAAUCUAACUCGGGAGCAAAAAAGUAGUGUUAAAACUUUGUUUGAGAGCUUAGCUAUGUAGUAAAAUUAAAACGAAGUUUGUCUAUGAAUGUUACUAAAUAAAACUCAAAAAUAUUUGAA